This is a messenger RNA of Bufo gargarizans (Asiatic toad), 3573 nucleotides long. It is a transcript of the gene NEURL3, whose product is annotated as neuralized E3 ubiquitin protein ligase 3. The coding region runs from base 23 to 910 and encodes 295 amino acids. The transcript has 4 exons. The record is from RefSeq and is a predicted model, not a curated record. NCBI's taxonomy places the organism in Eukaryota, Metazoa, Chordata, Amphibia, Anura, Bufonidae.
AGUCAUUUCUUCAUUCUAAAUCAUGGGGCUAACCUGCAGCUCAGCAGCUCAAGCUCUAUCUUUUCAUCCCCUUGCCAAGGGCAGUAAUAUCCACCUAGGCAGUUGCCUUCAUCGGGCUAAAAGAGGCUACAGCUUCCAAGAUGGAAUUAUCUUCUCAAGUCGUCCUCUUCUUCCAAGAGAGAAAGUCUGGAUAAGAAUUCUGGAAGUUGAGGAGCGAUGGCAUGGAGCUCUACGAAUUGGCUUUACCUCUAUGAACCCCAGCAACAUUGACUCUACCUCUCUACCGCCAUUUGCCUGUCCUUAUCUUACCGAUAGUCCUGAUUUCUGGGGUAUGGGGAUUCCAGAGCAUCUGUGCAUGGAGGGAGAGGAAAUUUGCUUCUGGGUAAACCACAAAGGUCAAGUACUUUUUAAGAAGAGGGGAUUUUUAAAGCCAAAGCUGUUGUUCUCUGGUUUACCAAAGAAGACACCACUCUGGAUCAUGAUAGACGUCUAUGGUCAAACCAAGGCUUUACAGCUUCUGGAUGCAAAGCAGCAGCUGUAUUUUCCAUGUUGUUGUACUGGCGAUACAGAGCCUCAAAAUUUGGGUUCAGAUUACUCUGGAGCAUCUGUGACAAAGAUUAAAGCUUUUCAGCCUCCUAGUUCUGAACAAUUUUUGGAAAUGUCGAUAAAACUGGACCUAAGAACAAAAGUGACAGAGUUAAAACUGUUUACAGAAGAGGAGCCUCUCUGUGUGAUUUGUCAGGACAGAAUGGCGGACACUUUGCUUCUACCUUGCAGACACAGCUCCUUCUGCAAAGAAUGUGUUCUAAAAAUCAGAGGACAGAAAAAUACCUGCCCAUUGUGCCGUCAAAGAAUCAUUGUAACCCAAGGACUCGGAGAAAGUCAUCUGCUUGCCAACGAUGGUAGCUGAUCUUUGUUGCUAUCUUAUGGGACAUGAGGACAGUUUUCGUGAUUGUGUCCAUGUGAAAGACUGUCUUACCAUCUACCCGCUUUCCUUCCCUACCAGUCAAACAGCAUGAUCUUACAGUGUAACAUCCAAAGUAAUGGUGGCUAUCUGGAUGACAUUGUGGCAACCAAUCUUACUUGAUGUUGUAGAACACUGGAAUUUUUUGUAAAAGGCUAUGUUCACACUUCAUUUGAGCUUUCCAUCAAAGGUAUAUAUUGAGGAGAUUUUUUGAUAUGUACUUUGGAUGGAAAGCUGCAAUAUAUAGGCAGACAGCGGUAUGUCGUCCUUACGAUCCCAUAGUAAAAAAAAAGCCAAAGCGCAUACCAGGUGGUCUCUUUACAGAACAGUGUCAUGAUGUUCCCUACAGUACAAACAUAUUGGUGUGAUUUAUGAUGAAAGGAAACUCUUUCGGCAUAUGCGCAGUGAAUGUGGUCCUAUGGAUACGCACAUGACAAUAUCUGAGAUCCGUAUCACACAGAUCCAGAAUACAUGGUGGCAAUGCAUUUCGAUAGGGCCAUACAUUAUAUGUUUUCACAGAGUCAAAAAAAUGCGGUAUGCCCCAUGGCACUUUUUGUAUUGUCCAUCCUAUUAUGGGCCAACAUGCGUUGUGUGCAUGAGACUUAACCAAGGGUGAGAACUGGAUGGAGUAUGUGACAAGUGAGCAACAGGACUGAAUUCAGAAGGUGAGCAAUCAAACAAAAUUAAAAAUCAUUUCAACUGAAGUGCUUCUUGUCCAUGGAUGCGGUGAACAUUGGUAAAUAAAUGUAAAAAUCUGGGUUAAUGAAUGUAGACAUAGUGGGAAUGACUCGGGAAGAGAAAUAAGGUGAAUUGACAGGUAAAGUAUGUGAUAAAUAGAAAGUCAGAGAGAAGAAAGUGAAAGGCAGAAAAAAAGUCUGAUAGUGAGUAAGAGGUAGGUAAUAGACAGAAAUUAGAAAAGGAAAGCAAAUAAUAAGAAGAAAGAAGGCCAGAGAAAGGAAUAGAAAUAUAACAGGUAGACAUCUACUGGGUGGCAUGAAGAAAAGUCAGGGAGAAGUGAAAAUGCGGAAUAACACAAACAAAGGCGUCCGAUAAAUCUCCUGGGCCCCGAUGCAAAACCUGUUAAAGUUUCCUACCUACCAUGUACCAUAUAUUACUAGUCUUAUCUUAUGCAGCAGACAGGUCUUUAGGCCACCUAUGGCACCAGGGCAAAGGGUGUGACUGCUACUGCAGCAACUAACAGGGGAGUGUGUGGAAGAUGACAGUGGUAGUAGUUGUGGCUCUGAGGGUGGCAUUACAUUUCAUAUUGGCAAUCUCCCCCUAUGGCUGUCCCAAGGGGCAGGGACUGACUAGAAGGUGCACCCUUUCUUAGGGCUCCUGCUUGCUAGUAGUUGGGGGUGCCCUUGAUGGUGCAUGGUUUGGGCUAUGGGUGCUAGAGUCAAUAACUAGGCCGGUUGAUUGCAACAGAUAACAGACUCUUUAGUGAAUGGAUGAUAGGAGUAGUAGUACAUAUAGUAGCAAGGGAACAAUUCCAAAGCACAUCAAAGUACAGUCUUAUCUCAAUAGCAGUAUAGAGGCAGCAGCAAUGAUUGUACAUGUAGUACUCCCCGAGUCUGACUCCAAACAUUUUACUAUUUUCCCAAGGUAACCACAGGCAUGCUAUACUGUUCUUACUAACUCCUUCUGCAGUUCCCCGGCUGAGGGGUGCAGAAGCCUUAGAUAUAGAUGGCCAGUCCAUACUAAAGUGUGGUAGGUGCCAGAGGCAAUAAUUUCAACAUCAGCAAAGCCCUUCUGCUAUAAACAAGCAAAUACCUUGCUGUCUGAAGCUUGCACAGCCUGGAUGGUUCUGGACUGUCUAAAAUGACUGGUCUCUUUCUCUCAGGUGUUCUCUGGUAAUAAAGCAACAUUUUUGACAGCUUUAGUCUCAGAGAAAUAGGUUCUCUGGACUUAGCUCUCAGGAGCUUGCACAUAUAGUGCGGACUAGGUUCAUCACCCUGGUAACCUAAACAGUGUGCCAAUUUGUUUACUGUUUGGUGGCCAUAUGCAUUGCUAUUAAGUAAAUAAACAUAACAAAGCACAACAUUUAAUUCAAUAACAUUUGGCAAUAAUUAACCCUUUGCAGUAGUCCUUCUUGUUACAACGUAAGGGACAGUGGAAAGAAGGUAAUGGAAAAGUGAAAUGUGAAAAAAAAAAUGGAUAAGAGUAAAGUACAAGUAGGUAUAAAGAUGGAAGAAGGGCCUGAUAAAUGUGACAAAGAAAAUGAAUUUACAAAAAGUUGCAGAACAGGCAAAAAGUGUGUAAGUAGACAGGGAGCAGAAUAAACAAGGGAAAGAAUACUCAAACUGUGAAGGUUUGAAUAUAGAUAAAACAAGCUAAAAUCCUGUGAACUAUUUGUAUAAGUUAAUUUAAAAAGAGAAAGGAAAACUGUAGGUAUCCAAGCUGUGAAUAAAAACCUAUAUUUUAGGGAAUGUGCAAACAUGAAAUGUCCAAAAAUGUGAUUUUUUUUUUUUUUACCAACUUUGUACAAAAAUAAUGUCAAGCUAACAUUGUAUUCUUAAGAACUAAUCAGUCAUUGUAUCAAUGUUGUAAGACAUAUGAUUUUUUUAACAGAUGGAUAAAGAUUUUUAUACAAAAAAAUAUAAUUAUUUUCA